ACACAACCCCACUCCCUCCCCCUCCUCAUCCGACCGAAUGAAGCGCACACGUGAGGCGUUCGACGUGAGGAAGGAGGUCUUCGCCGUCGGCAAGAUGUGCGGCGAGGAACGGAAUUUGCUGCGCAAGCGAUUCCGGGCGGAGCUCGUUGCUGUCCGUGGCCUGCUCGAGAAGGCGGAUCGGCUCUUGGCCCCCGGAACCGCCGAGGGCUGCCGCGGUGGUGCGGCGCCUUCUUCCUCGUCCGGCCUGGCGGCUCUGCCCGGCAAGGAAGUAGGGCGACCCAUGUUGGGCACCGAACCACGAUCCGGCGGGUUGGUGAAGGCUGACGACGGCAAGAGGAGGGUGAAAACUCCUCUGGCGGAGCACAAAGAGGCGCCGAAGAUGACCCCGGCCGACCGGCAACAUCUUGCGUUCAGCCUGGUGGCGCUAGCGGCAGAACUGUCAGACCACGCCGUCGAGCUCCUGCCGAAGCAGAGCCAUGGCGGCCGACGGGUGAUCGAGGCAAACGUGAACGCCAUGGAAGACGCGGCCCUAUUCGAGCUAAAGAUGCACGUGGACAAGCUCAUCAAAACGAGGGAUCCGUCCCUGCCGCCGCAAGAUGACAGCAAGAUUGUUGGGGAAGAAGCCGACGAAAAUGGCAGGCGCGUCGAUAUCUGCCCCGGUGUGUCUCCCGUGGUGACCGCCCCGUCGCCACUCCUACUUGAAAUUCUUGAAUACGCGGCCGUCUUCAAUGCAACCGGACUAGUCGACAAGAUGCUGUCACCGCUGCCGCAGAAAUACCUGGCGCUCGCUGAAAAGGGGGAGAAGGAGUGCGUCGCCGAAAAGGAGGACGAUGAGGAGUACGUCGACAUCUGCGGCGACGCCUCGCCGGUGGUGUUCCAGAAUCUUGCUGGUGCAAUCAGCCACAACCCAAGCAUUAUCUUAAGCAGCGAUUCUGAUUCUGACUCUGACCCAGACAUCGGCUCCGACAGUGAUUCCAGUGACUCUGGUUCGGUCUCCGACAGCCACUGCGAUGAGAAGGGCGGCACUCUAGCUCCGCCAGUUCUUCCUAAGGUUAGCAGCAGCCUAGCUCCAUCAGUUCUUUCCAAAGUGAUUGGCGAUUCUGCACCACCAACGGAGCCAACACUGGAGGUGGUACAGAAUGGAGAACUAAAGAAGCUUGACAGUCCAGCUCCAGCAAUUCUUCCCAAGGUGAAUGGUGAUUCUGCUGUCGGGCCAUCGGAGCUACAGAAUGCAGAAACAGAGAACGAUAGUAGUGUAGCUCCAUCAGUUCUUUACAAAAUGGUUGGCGAUUCUGCACCUCCAUCGGUGCCAGCAAUAGAGGUGGUACUGCAGAAUGGAGAACUUAGCAGUCCAGCUCCGGCAGUUCGUCCCAAGGUGCAUGGUGGAUCCGAUGGCCAGGCAACGGUGGUACAGAAUGCAGAACCAGAGAAGGUUAGCAGUCCGUCUCCAGCAGUCCUUUACAAAGUGGUUGAUGGUUCUGCACUGUCACUUGAGGUGGUACAGAAUGGUUUUGAAACAGAGAAGCUUGGCUGCCCAGCACCAUCAGUUCGACUUCUUUCUAAGGUGAAUGAUGGUUCUUCCCUGCUAUCAUCGAAGCCUGCACCGGAGCUGGUGCAGAAUGCAGAACCAGAAAAUGUCUCAGACAAGCCUGCAACUGCGACGGCGCCUCCGGUGAGGCCAAUGAGCGAGCUGAUCGCCAUGGCGCUAGAAAAGCGGCGGCGGGAGGAGAGGUCCCAGGCGAGGGAGAAAGCCCGUCAGGGGCUGGUGGACAUGGAGAGGUCGGCCAUGACCAGCCACAGGGUACACCCAGUGGACAUGGAGCAGCUUGGCAUCGUUCACGUGGAGCACAUGGUGAGCCAAGGAAGACGGCCUGGUGUUCCUCCCAGUCUGUUGCAGCAGCUUGGUCUCUUCCUGAGGGCUGAUGAAGACGACGGUGGAGAGCAGCAGCAGCAGCAGCAGCAGCAACAACCAAUCUCCGAUUCCGGCGUUGAAGACCUGGAGGAAGGGGAGAUUCUGUUCUAG
Messenger RNA from Triticum aestivum (bread wheat), 2023 nucleotides. RefSeq lists its product as uncharacterized. NCBI's taxonomy places the organism in Eukaryota, Viridiplantae, Streptophyta, Magnoliopsida, Poales, Poaceae. The record is from RefSeq and is a predicted model, not a curated record. Bases 38 to 2023 code for a protein of 661 amino acids. The transcript has a single exon.